AUGAAACUUAUCCACGUUCCAGUUUAUACACCAAGCAUUAAGACACAGCAAGCCAGUCAAAGUCCAUCACUACGGAAGUGUCUAGACUUCACGGUAAUCCAAGUAAAAGAGAAGAGAAUUAGUUAUUCUCUGGAUCUGAAUAAUGAUUCUGCACUAGUGUCUAGUCCUCACAGUAAUCCAAGCACUCGCCUCAUUUUUGCUCCUGUAGAUGAUGCUGAUACUGUUGGAUUGGAUAAACGUUAUUAUGAUUAUCUUACUGGUAGCGUUCCUGAUGAAAGCAUCAGUUCGUCUCUCAUAUUGCAUUGUGUCAUAGAACAGGUAGUUGCUACAGUGGAUGAAACCAAUCCUUUGGAUGAAAUAACCAAACCAAGGGAGGAUGGCGACCAUUGUGAUUUGGCUGAUUAUAUCAAUGCAAGAAUUGCUGAACUUUCUUUGACUAAGGAUGAGAAAAAGGAGAUUCUAGAUAUGAAUUGUGAUAAAAAACAAAGCUCAAACACAAACGUUCCUGAAGUGUUGAAUCAUCAUGAUCUUAUAUCUCAUCGUCUACAUUAUCUUGACGAUAUCUCAGUUAUGGACAGCAUAAAUGUUGAACGUUCCAUCAUCGAGACACUUCGCCUUCGUUUUCUCAAUUUAUUUCCCGAGAGAAGUGUCACUGAAACGAUGGAGAGAAAAGCGAGAUUCCAUCAAUUUAUACAACAUUGUGCUUUCCCUAGCGAGGAAAAUCUUUCAUAUCUUUUGAAAAAAUACACUUUUGAAGCUGUACCUUUAAAAACUCUAAAUGACAAAGGAAACAUUGUUUAUCCAAAUCCCGACUGCAGUAAAACUUCAUCCUAUCUUAAUCCUUGGGAUGAUCCGUAUUCUGAUCUCACCAAGUACUUUAUUGCACGUGAUCAAGGUUUGAUUACCAAUGACGUAGACAUAGCAUCGGUUUCUGCUGCCGUUGAUCUCGUGUCAUAUAGGAAUCUGGAUGAAUGGUGCUUUGUGGAAGAAUACGAUAAAGCAACGUUACCUCAGAUUUUACAUGAAGUUCUUCACUUACGUCCACAUGUUCAUACCUAUUACCACCGUCACGAUGACACGUUAUUGUUGAUAUGUCACAACGCUGUGAUGGCGACUGACCUUCAUAAUAGAGACUCCUGGAACGUACGAUUGUUGUCAAAUGUCGGAUUUAGAAACUACCUGGAAAAUAUUAGUUGUUUGAUACAAGAAUGGAGUUCCAAACAAGAGAUGGUGGAAACAGAAGAAAGCAUCCCUACACCUACAUCGGUUAUUCCCACUCCAGAACCUUCCUUAACUGAAGUCAAGGUAAAAAGUCGUUAUGGUCUCCAAACCAGAGCAGAAGUUGCAGCAAUGAAGGCCGAAGAAGAAGACAGCAAGGGAAAGAAAAAAGGACGGAAAAGCAAGUCUCCAAAACUUGCAAAGAAAAGUGCUGAAAAGUGGAGAGCAGCUAGUCAGAACAAGGCUAGACCAGUCUCGGUUUCUACUCCAACUAGUCAGAACAAGGCUAGACCAGUGUCGGUUUCUACUCCCAGUAAAAAUACAAAAAGUAGCAAAGCUAGACUUGUUGAUGAAAACGAUGAUCUACCGACGAUUAACAACGAAGAACAGGAAGACGACUACGAGUUGCUAGGUUACGAUGUCGGUGACAAUUUAAUGCACGUGACUGGAGACCAGUCCUCGAUGUUUCCACGCGAUGGUGGUGAAAUUCGUGUGGAGAAGAUAGAAUAUUUGAGAGGAUCGCGCUGUGUUUCCAUUUCCGUGUACAAAGAUGGAAAUAUACUGAAAUUACAUUUUCUUGAACCAAUUGAGGAAACACUACCCGAAGAAGACAAAUUGCUUGAAAAUGCUGAAAAAUGUUCAGGCGUGGUAUCCACCGAACGAUUAAAUUCUUUAAAUGAAUUAAAGGAGGAAGGCAUUGAGAAGAGUGAGUUUGAAGCCAAUGAAAAGAUGACGUCAUUAUGUGAUGUCACUCCAUCUGUCUUCUGUGAGCAUGCGUCGUUUGUUGCACAACUCAAUGACGGCAUGGUGAUCACGUGUAGCGGUUUUGGAAGUUCAGGUCAAUCACCUAAAUUAAAGGAUGUAUUGAAUGAGAGCUCUGUGUCAGGUGUUCCAGGUGAAGCCAGUCCACCUCCACCUAAAGCUUCCUCACCCAAAUCUCGCAAAAAGAACGAUGAAGAAGCGAGGCGUCUUGAAGAAAUGAGACUAGCUGAAGAGAAACGAUUGGCUGAAGAGCAAACCAGAAAACUUCGUGAUUUACAAGAAUCACUAAAGAAACCGUUUCAAGAAAUCUUUGUCAGUUGCCCGGAUGGCCUACAUGUGUCCUAUCGUAAUGACGAAAAUUACACUAGCGCCCAGGACUCUGGUGGUGUUGUCGUACGUCAACGAUAUCCUUUCAAGUCACGUGGCUUACACGAAACCGAGGCUGUGCGUCGAGUUGCCAUGCUCGAGGCAUCGCGAUCAAUAAUGACAGAUGGCUCUGUUAUUAAGAUUAUGCUGGAUGAUUCAGUUGAAAUUCUUUAUCCGGAUGGUUCUAUAAGCAGAUGUUCUGUUUUUCAAGUGCAAUCCAACGAUGACGAUGCAACACUCGAACCCAGUAUUCUCCCGAAGAAACUUAAAGGCGAAAUAAUGAUGUCAUUGCCAGAUGAUGUUGACGACCAAGUACAUGAAAGUACGAAGCUGAGCGCGCAAUGGAUGACGGUAACAUGUGAUGGUCAGCGGUUUUUACAAAACGAUGGUGGUAGCCAAUGUUUAGGAAAUUACGUGAAACAAUCUCUAGCGACAUGUCCAGAUACACGACAGAUUUACAAAACGAGGGAAGAUAAAGUCAUCAAAGUUAUUCGACCUGACGGCACUCAAGUCGUAGAGCAUUCGGACGGCACUCGUAUUACUACGUUUUACGAUAUAACACGAGUAGAGUUGCAACCUCCGAAUGCAGAAACUGGCGAAGAGGCUGAGUACGAGUCACGUGUUACCACAUAUGUCAAGGUGGAAUGUGAGGGUUUUGCAACCGUUACCAUGGAGACAGAAUAUGGUUCAUGUCGAACGUUGUUUGGUAACGGUAGCUCCAUACACACGAUGACGAAUGGUGAAAGUGUUAUUGAUAUAUAUGAUGGUUCUAGGAUCUUGUGUGAUAGUAAAGGUAACGUUUCCUACUUUCCUCGCGACUUAAAUGAAGUUCAUCAUGAUCAUGGUUGUGAUGACGUCAAUUCUGUCAGGAAUCGUCAGGGGGGUGCUUAUUAUCUACGCACUACGUCACAACAUUGCUGUGAUCAUAAGGACAACUGUGGAAAUACAUUCUCUGUGUUUAGUAAUGGUGAUAUAAAAGUUGAUAAAGUCAAUACUAUAGAUACAACAGAAAAAGCAGACAUUUUACCCGUCCCACGAUUCUUUGUGAUGCGUCGUGAUGGUACUGGGUUUGAAUUGUUACGUCAUCAAGACGUUGACGAAUACUUGAAAGCUGCUGAAGAUAACGUUGCUACGGCUGUUUUAAGAACUCCUGUUGAAGGUUUACCAAACGUCACCGGGGUUACUGUACUAAAACCUUUCUCAGGAGGAGAAGGAAGAAAAUGGCUAAAAUACAAGGAUGAAAGUAAUCUUGUUCCGCUUGCUUUACGGGAAAGAGACUUCACGCAGUUUCCACCGAUAGAAAAAAAGAAAGAUGGACCAAAAUUUGGUACCAAUGCAGGUUGUGGACUAGUCAUUGGCAACAUGAGAAAGCCCGUUGAUGUAAAACCAUUAUUAACUUGUCCCAAAGUCUUGGUUUUGCGUCAUUUUGUUCAAUAUGAGCCUUCAGACAUCGUAUAUCGCGAGACUAUUUCAUCGGCAUUCCGUCAAUAUGGCGAGUACGUGACAAAACUUCAACUUCAGUGCGAUAACUGUCUGCCGAAGGAGUCACGUGACACGGAAGAAAUAAAAAGAGCAAAUGGAUUGGUUGAAAAGGUAAGCAUUUUUUAAUCAUAAAGCGGUUAUAUUAUCAUACGAGACUGCUUCUAUAUUUUUAUUACAUCAAGAAAUAUAUCAUAGUAUUACUUAUAGUGUAACUAUAGAAAAAUUUUAAGAUGACAACAGUAAAGAUUGUUGUCAAAUUAUCAAAUUUUAUUUAUAAUGACGUUAAUGUUACUCACUAAUCAUAUCAUAGGUGCAUGAAUAAAAGUCAAGAUGGAAAUGCA
Messenger RNA from Xenia sp. Carnegie-2017, 4169 nucleotides. RefSeq names its product sperm-associated antigen 17-like. Gene Ontology annotation, cellular component: axonemal central apparatus. The record is from RefSeq and is a predicted model, not a curated record. The transcript has 16 exons. The coding region runs from base 1 to 3954 and encodes 1317 amino acids. Gene Ontology annotation, biological process: axonemal central apparatus assembly; epithelial cilium movement involved in extracellular fluid movement. NCBI's taxonomy places the organism in Eukaryota, Metazoa, Cnidaria, Anthozoa, Malacalcyonacea, Xeniidae.